ACAAGACCUGAAACCCCGGCUGGGCGGGGGUAAGGAGUAGCUUGUUACUUCUGGCUCCCAGUGGGGUCUGCAGUGUGUCCUGUCCUACCUCCCGCAAGUGGGUUGGAGUCCUGGGCAAAGGGAAAAUCUACACUGUGGCCAGGGGUUCUGAGCCCCCUGCUGAUCCAGAAUGGAGCUGCGCCCCUACCAAUGGGAGGUGAUCAUGCCUGCCCUGGAGGGCAAGAAUGUCAUCAUAUGGCUGCCCACGGGCGCCGGCAAGACCCGGGCAGCCGCGUAUGUGGCCAAGAGGCAUUUAGAGACAGUGGAUGGAGCCAAGGUGGUGGUACUGGUCAACAGGGUGCACCUGGUGACCCAGCAUGGUGAGGAGUUCAGCCGGAUGCUGGGUGGACGCUGGACCAUGACAACCCUGAGUGGGGACAUGGGCCCACGGGCUGGUUUUGGCCAUGUAGUCCGGUCCCACCACCUGCUCAUCUGCACAGCUGAGCUGCUGCAGAUGGCGCUGACUAGUUCUGAUGUAGAGGAGCAUGUGGAACUCACAGCCUUCUCCCUGAUCGUGGUGGAUGAGUGUCACCACACACACAAGGAAACAGUCUACAAUGUCAUCCUGAACCGGUACCUAGAGCAUAAACUACAGAGGGCUCGGCCCUUACCCCAGAUUCUGGGACUUACAGCCUCUCCGGGCACUGGCGGGGCCUCCAAGCUCGAUGGGGCCAUUGACCACAUUCUGCAGCUCUGUGCCAACUUGGAUACAUGGCGCAUCAUGUCACCUGAGCAGUACUACCCUCAGCUACAGGAGCACAAUCCCAAGCCCUGCAAGCAGUAUGACCUCUGCCAGAGGCGCAGCCAGGACCCAUUUGGAGACUUGAUAAAGAAGCUCAUGAAACAAGUUCAUGACCGCCUGGGGAUGCCUGAGUUGGGCCAGGACUUUGGGACACAGAUGUAUGAGCAGCAGGUGGUAGAGCUGAGCAAGGAUGCGGCUGAGGCAGGACUUCAGGAGAGGCGGGUGUAUGCGCUACACCUUCGAAGGUACAAUGAUGCCCUGCUCAUCCAUGACACUGUCCGUGCCCUGGACGCUCUGACCAUGCUGCAGGACUUCUACAAUAGGGAGCGUGCCACUAAAACCCAGAUCCUGUAUGCUGAGCAUUGGCUGCUGGAACUGUUCAAUGGCCACAAGACCAUGCUGUCCAGCUUGGCAACUCAGGGCCCCAAGAACCCAAAACUGGAGAUGCUGGAACAGAUCUUACUGGAACAGUUUGGGAGUCCUGAUAAUCCCCGGGGCAUCAUCUUCACCCAGACACGUCAGAGUGCUCACUCCCUCCUGCUCUGGCUCCAGCAGCAGCCUGGCCUGCGGACAGUGGACAUCAGUGCUCAGCUGCUGAUUGGGUCUGGCAACAACAGCCAGAGCAUCCACAUGACCCAGAGGCAUCAGCAAGAAGUGAUCCAGAAAUUCCGGACAGGCUCCUUGAACCUCCUGGUGGCUACCAGCGUGGCAGAGGAGGGACUGGAUAUUGCUCAGUGCAAGGUAGUGGUGCGCUACGGGCUCCUGACCAACGAAAUCUCCAUGGUCCAGGCUCGGGCUGGUCAGAGUGUGUACUCAUUUGUGGCAACAGAGGGCAGUCGAGAGCUGCGGCGGGAGCUGACCAAUGAGGCGCUGGAGACAUUGAUGGAGAGGGCAGUAGCAGCUGUGCAGAGAAUGGACCAGGCUGAGUACCAGGCCAAGAUCCGGGACCUGCAGCAGGAAGCCCUGGUCAAGCGGGCAGUCCAGGCAGCAAAGCGGGAGAGUAAGCGGCAGCAGUUCUCCCCAGAGCAUGUGCAACUACUCUGCAUCAACUGCAUGGUGGCUGUGGGCCACGGGAGUGACAUGCGGAAGGUGGAGGGCACCCACCACGUCAACGUGAACCCCAGCUUCUCGAUCUACUAUACCGUCUCCCAGGAGCCCGUGGUCAUAGAUAGAGUCUUCAAGGACUGGAAGCCUGGGGGUACCAUUAGCUGCAGGAACUGUGGGGAGGCCUGGGGUCUGCAAAUGAUCUAUAAAUCAGUGAACCUGCCAGUUCUUAAAAUCCGUAGCAUGCUGCUACAGACCCCUAACGGACGGAUCCAGGCUAAAAAGUGGUCCCGGGUGCCAUUCCCUGUGGCUGACUUUAACAUGGUGGAGCACUGUACCCAGAACCUAUCAGAUCUCUCCCUGCAUUAACCACAUCAUCACUGCAGUACCUGGGUCGGACUGCAGAUGGCAGCCGCCAUCAUCUCCUGGACAGAGCCAGGAUCCAGGCCUCCUUUGCCUGACUCACCAUCCUGGAGGAACUCCGGACACCAGGGCUGGCUCUGUGGAUCCCACAAUGAGGAAGCAACAAGAGGAGUGGUCACAGUUCAGCCCCACACCCCUCGUUGUGCCCUACCCUGCACCUUGCUACAUACACAUGUGCAAACACAUAUUUUCAGGCACACUGGAUGGACUCAGAGAAACUGAGGCAGGAGAAUUGUUCUAUUGUACUUAGGAACCACAAUAUCCUUUGCCUGCCAAAGCCAUUCCUGGUUUGUGAGGCUUUGCAUAACAAUAAUUAAAAAUGGAAAAAAUAGGCUGGGAAGUAUAGCUCAGUGGUAGAGCGCUUGCCUUGCAUGCCUGAGGC
This is a messenger RNA of Dipodomys spectabilis (banner-tailed kangaroo rat), 2630 nucleotides long. It is a transcript of the gene Dhx58, whose product is annotated as DExH-box helicase 58. Gene Ontology annotation, molecular function: DNA binding; double-stranded RNA binding; hydrolase activity. Gene Ontology annotation, biological process: positive regulation of interferon-beta production; response to virus; innate immune response. NCBI's taxonomy places the organism in Eukaryota, Metazoa, Chordata, Mammalia, Rodentia, Heteromyidae. The record is from RefSeq and is a predicted model, not a curated record. Gene Ontology annotation, cellular component: cytoplasm. The transcript is spliced from 12 exons. The coding region runs from base 170 to 2194 and encodes 674 amino acids.